Molecule: messenger RNA, 10622 nt
Organism: Epinephelus fuscoguttatus (brown-marbled grouper)
Lineage: Eukaryota; Metazoa; Chordata; Actinopteri; Perciformes; Serranidae
Gene: bahd1
Product: bromo adjacent homology domain containing 1
Exons: 7
Coding region: 765-3347 (860 amino acids)
Molecular function (GO): chromatin binding
Source: RefSeq, a predicted model, not a curated record
GGCUGCUGCCGGGGGGACGGUGACAUGUGGACGUCCGUGGCCCUUUAAGAAACUCCAUGUUUUCGCUACAUGAUGCGUCAACAUAAAAAAAGCGGAUGAUGCUGUUAUGUAAAAACACGCUGAAGUGAGCCGUAGUUUGCAGGGAGCUCGGUGAAAGCUUCGCACGCCACACUUCGUCUUCUACAGCAGGAUUGUGGUUUAAAGUGUGGGGGUUUUUACGCGUAGCGCACGGAGCGGUGCAGUUUGGAGAGGAGGCGGAGAAGAAAAAGGCUUCAGCCCGAUCAACUCAACAUGAGUCGCCCUCCACUCUGUUUUCCUCCUUCACUUGCGGGAAGCGUACACCUGACGCAUCACCCUCUCGCCCUGUGGAAGCGAUAGAUCGUCCCUCUUUUUCAAUCGGGUUUAUUUUGCAGCCUGCGAGGCGACAGGACACCACAGCCCUCAGCUCGGAUCGCUUCUGGGGCUAAACUGAAAGUGUCAGGACGGGAUCGAGCUGCGAGCUGAAGUAAUGUGUCAGCUAUAGACACACAAACAGAUCCUUCCUCUGUGUGGCGGUGAUCUGUGAACCUGAGAGGAAACUUUCGGGGAUCUCUGUGACUUCUUCCUCCACUUGAGUCGUCUUUUAUCGCCCAAACGAGAGUGUAUGGACCCAGGUGAUGAUCCAUGACGAUGCUCGCUGAAGGGUCUGUCUGAGCUGAAGCCCACCAUCGUAGCACCCCAUUGAUGAAGACGACGUGGUGGAUCUGCUCCCAGACGCUGAGACCAUGGUGAAAGCUCAGCGGAGCCAGCCUGUGAAAUGCGGGAAGCCGCGGAAGGAGAAAGGAAGCAAGGAGAAAGGAGGUGGCGUGAAAAAAGGGAAAGAGAGAAAGAACGAGUUGAGAGGAAGGAAAAAGAAGGAUAAGAAAGAGCCACAUCGACACAGAAAGAAGACACUGGCAGUGGGUGAUGGAGACGCGCUGGACUGUUGCGUCCUGCUCACCCGUCUGGAGGAGAAAGGGGUUGUGGGUAAAGCAAAGGAUGCACUAAAAGCUGGGAAACAAAAGGCGGGGAAAGUCAAGAAGAAGCUGCACUCCAGCUCCAGUCACAGAAGGACCAAAUCUGGACUUAAGAAAACUUCCGCAGCCAAUCAGCAAGCAUUGGAACCAAAAAUCAACCAAUCUGACGCCUUACUCAUGUUUCCCGCACAUGUCUUUGAGCCCCGCAGGCGGAGGAUGGCCUCUCUCAAUGCUGAGGCCGUCAACAGCUUGCUGCUCUUCAGAGACGAGUCUGUCGCGUCAAAUCUCGCAAAGAAACGGCAGCCUUCUAACGAAGACAAAGCUAAAGACAGUCUCACUAAAACUGAACAUAAAGGUCAUAAAACCAAAAAGGUUCCUCCGGGAGGGAAAGCGGACCCAAAAGAAAGACCUAAAAAACAGAGGCGGUCAACAGCGGAGGCUCAGAACAUUGACUGGUUGGCUUUGUUUGCGCCUACGCCUCGGCGUCAGGCAGGCCUCACUGCUGCAACGCUGCUCAAACUCACCAGCACCCAGUACGGAAGCAAACGACAAAAGAAGGCGGAGUCCAAGGCGGGAAGUGGGUGUGAAGCAGCAGCUACGACUCAGGAUGAGAUUAGUGGUAAGCAACUGUUGGGAGAAACAACGCUGACCAAAAGAACAACACAUCCCAAACACGAGGACCAACUGAAGCACAUAAAACAGGGUACAGAGGAUCCGGUUCAUUCCCAGCUGGACUCCACCAUCCAGGGUUGCUGUAGCUUGUGUAAAAGCGAGGCUUUGGAUCCGGAGUGGGCGGGCCCUGCAGGGGGACAGGAGUGUCUCAAACGGGAGCUUCACCGCGGCUCUUCGCUCGGAUUCUCCUUGAAAACAAUCAAAGAGGAGCAGGUGGAGGCCGAGGUGUCUUCCUGCUACUGCUGCUCCCAGGAGAGGUGUGUCGAGUACUGUCACAGACUGGCCCUCUUCCUGGAGGACAAGACCUUCAAGGAACCAGAGGACGGCUCACUGUCUGAGGUGUUCCACCAUCAUCAUCACCACCAUCACCAUCACCACCAUCAUCUUCAGCCACCUCACUCCGUAACCCACCCAGCAUCCAUAACCAUCAGCCCGCACACAUACACCUGUUUCCCCGGCUACUACGUCCACUUCAGUCACCCGGACACCUCCCCCUCCCCCAUACCGCCCCUCGCUUUGUGCCCAAAGAGCGGCAAGAGACCCAAGCUGCUCCCCAGCACCGGUCCGCAGCCCUCAGGGAUUACCCAUCCAGUGUACUGCUGCACCUCAGUGGAGGCGUGCUACGGAGAGCCCUGCAGGAUCAACGGCUACUCCUCCUACACCAGUGUGAUUCCAGCCAUCGCCAGAGGAGGGUGCUCCUUCAGCACCACAGACUGCACCAAAUGUAACCACAGCAUCAAAAGAGACGACUACUCAUCCACCCUUAAUGACCAUCACAGUCCCUCCUCCAUCCCCAUCUGUCCCAGCCCCAGAACCCUCACUGGCUGCCCCGUUCCCACUGUGCCUCCAGCCGGCCAAUCAGUGCCCCACGUUCAGACUCCGCUGUCCGACCCCAGCCAACCGCAGCCUCCGCUGCAGGUGGCGAAGGAGUGCCCGCAGAGUGCCAAGUCGCCCAGCGGGUCGAGGUCUGGCGCACGCAGCACCGGCAGCAUCAGCUCGGCUGUCUGCCCUCUCAACAGGGACAAGAAGCAGAAGCUGGGCUCUGCCAGCGUUGGAGGGCGAACGGUUGCCAAGCAGCCGAAGAACGGCCGCCAGAAAUCCACCAACGGCUGGCGGCCAGUUGGCCUGCCCUUUCAGAAGGAGGUUUUCUCUGUGGGAGAGGAGACGCUGGUGCUGAGGAAGUGUUUCGAGGGAGUCCAGAGGGACGGGGAGCUGAUUCGGGUCAGAGACACUGUUCUGCUGAAAUCUGGACCUAGAAAGAAGUCUCUGCCUUACGUGGCCAAGAUCUCAUCUCUGUGGGAAGAGCCGGAGUCAGGAGAGCUGAUGAUGAGUUUGUUUUGGUACUACCGUCCAGAACACACACAGGGGGGACGCAACCCUAGUAUACAUUGUGAGAAUGAGAUCUUUGCGUCUCGUCACCAGGAUGUGAACAGUGUGGCCUGUAUUGAAGACAAAUGCUAUGUCCUAACAUUGGCACAGUAUUGUCGAUUUUGUGCCUUGGUAAAACGCCGUAGGGAGGGUGUGCGCGACUGUGCCGCCUCCCUCAUGGUGCCACCUGUUGUCGGCAACGCCAUGCCCACCCACCACUGUGUGCCCGAUGACGUCGACCCAGAGCUGGUGUUUUUCUGUCGACACGUCUAUGACUUCCGCUACGGACGCCUCCUCAAGAAUCUGCAGUAGCAUCUGACGGGGCAUGACACAUAAUGCUAUAUGGGACGUGAGAUAACGCUGUACAUCCUCCACAACUUUAAUUAGCUCCAUACCUACCUGCUGCCUGCGUGACAGGAACUGGAAGUUUAGGAUGAAGGACUGAGACAUGAGCUUCUUUUGUUUUGAAACCUCUUGUUCAUACUUAACAUGCCACACAUUUAUUUAGUGAGAGUAAUGGCUUGACAUAUUGUAUAAGAGUUAAUAUGGCAGUGUAAUGGUCUUUAUCAUACAUGGCUCUGUGGUGUCGUAGCAGCUGUGUGAAGAACCUGGAACGUACUCUGCUGUAGAAAAUGCUACUGUAGCUCUUAGAAAUGUGACAUUUGAUAAAUAUGAAGACAGGUUGAUGUUAAGUGUGAAUUAUGUUACUGGCUGCCUGACAGAUAUCAGACACUCAGUGUGUCUCAAUGAUACGCCAUACCUAAAGAAAAUUGGAGGCAUACAGUUUUAGAUCGGCCCAUGAGAAGAAACAGAGUGGCUGAAGGUUUAAUCACAUUUGUCAUCAGAUUUCUCUGUUACGCACUGCAGUCUUACAGAGAAGCUCCAGAGUGAACAUCUGUGUUCAAGAUGUGCUUAAGGAAUAGUUUUGAGGAAAUUUGCUGUCUUUCCAAAAGUUAGAUGAGAUGAUCGAUACCGCUCUCAUGUCUGUACUGUAAAUAUGAACCUAAUGCCUGCAGCCAGUUGGCUUCAAGCCACCAGGAACAGUGGAAUUACAACUUCUGGGUUUGUCACGGGACGCAGUUGGGCCCAAAAGAGUUUUUCCCAUAGACUUACAAUGUGAAAGAGACAACUAUAAAUUAGUGAAUACCUUUUUUUGAACGUCAUAACUACUGUGACAUGACCCAUUUCACUAUCAGGAUUUGAUCUAUUCGUUCCGGUAACAUUUCGAAAGUGUAGAAGAGCCGCACGAUUAAAUCAUUUUAUCCCCAUUCAAGUUAGCAUAGCGCUAAACUGGAAGUUAAGGCUGAUUUAUACUUGUGCAUCAGCUCCAUGCAGAGCCUGUGCCGUAGCCUACGCCAUUGGGAGCAUUUAUACUUGUGCAGUGGUCUGUCUGUGUCACUCUGCAGUUACACCUCCAAAACACUAGUUGGUGCUGGGGUUUCUGUGAAGUGCUAUAAAGUUUAAUUGAUUCAAAACACACAUUAAACAUGGCUUAAAUAGCGACAAGCUCAAACACAAGUACACAAAGCAGCUUCACUAUGACUCGCAGCUUUCACAGACAAACACUUUCCCCCCGAAUACAGCAUGCUAACAUGCUAAGCACAAGCCUACGGCAAUUUACACUGUAUAAAUUAGCCUAGCGUCUAGCAGACAUUUCCUCUACUCAUAAAAAAUAGCGACAACAGCAACAUUUAACAAAGGUAACAUUACUAAAUUCGUCUCCAUUACAACUCACAAGGUUCACCAACAAAACAACUGUCUUAUACUGAACACAUCUUCCAAACAAAUAUAAAAUUCUAACAUUAUUAGCACAAUUCUUUAGCAUUUUACAUUAUAUAAAUUAACCUAGCAACUAGCUGAGAUUUCCUCUGCUCAUAUGAAGCCAGGAUAAAUCUCACGCUUUAUUGUCUUAACAAAAAAAGCUUAGUUUCCACUGAAGGAAAUGGUGUCAGCUUACAAAAAUAGACAGGAGGUCUGCGUCGCAGCAAUGUGUGGUUACAUUUUUGGGGACGUCCACGUCAGGCUAUGGCGUAGGCUACAUUGUAGGUAAAGCCUUGAUUCGAUGCAGAAGUAUAAGUCCCGCUUUAGCCGCUUUGCCACUUAUAGUCUCUAGUGCACUUGCUCUGUGGGCCCAAUGAUGUUGGAGAUUCUAGUAAUUUUACACACAAAAGUUGAACUGUUUUGGCUUCGUGCACCACUGAGCAACUUUCAUAGAAAGAAACGGCCCCCAACACUGUAUCCAGUUGUCUUUAAACAUCCAUUGUUAGCAUGAAUACUGGAAACAGGAAAACAGCUAGCCUGACUAUGGACAGAGUGAGGCUAGCUGUUUCCUCCUGUUUCCAGUCUUUGUGCUAUGCAAAGCUAAGCUAACUGGCUGCUGGCUCCAGCUACACAUUUCCCGGACAAACACGAGAGUAAUAUUCUCAUAUAACUCUUGACAAGAAAGCAAAUUAGCUUUACCAAUUGAUUUACUGUUCUAUCAUGUAAAUUAAUAAUCUCGAAGAUUUUCAUUUAUGUCUGAUAAGUCACUAUCUAUAUCUGAACUAGUAACACAGUAGUGAUUGAGCCUAUGACCCACUGACGAAACCCUCACAUUUACAGUAUUAUGAACUGCAUGUUGAGGGUGACAUUACCAAGAAAUAUCACAAGCAGCACACAGUCAUUCAUAAUCUGGUCUCACACACCAAAAUAAAAAUACAUGUGUGCACACAAACAUACUUUGAAAAAAGCCACAUUUUCAAUACACCAUGUACACGUGGACUAGGCCUUUAAAGGUCCAGUGUGUAGAAUUCAGAGGCAUCUCUUUGCAGAAAUGGUUUAUUGUAGUCGUAGCUAUGUUUUCAUUAGUAUAUAAUCACCUGGAAAUAAGAAUCGUUAUGUUUUCAUUUCCUUAGAAUGAGUCGUUUAUAUAUACACAGAGCAGGUCCUCUUCCGAGGAGUCUGCCAUGUAGUUCUGCAGUAGUCCAGAAUGGAUAAACCAAACACUGGCUCUAGAUAGGGCCAUUCACAUUUUUGUGUCAGACAUCAUAGUUCCCUUAAGCCCAGUUCAGACCAAAGACAAGUUGAAACAGGCAACUCCUUGUGCCAAUGUAUCUAGGUGAGAUGGUGUAUCAUCUCUAUGCAACAACUCUGUACUUUUGUUCUGAUUUCCAGCUUUUCAGGCUUAUUUUGUGGCUGAAUAUCAUUUGUAGCUUCUUAAAAUAUGAGUAAGGAUAGUAGUAAGGAAACAAACAAAAAGAGCAUCAGAUGGACUUUAUUCAUAAUAAAUACGCCACAAUAGUAAAAGUAAGCAGCGCCAGUUAAUCAGUCAAAGAGAAUGUGUGGGGGAGACAUAAGCACAUACAGUGAGCAGCAGCAGAGACCCACCGUCCAACACCAGAACACCAUGAAGAGGCCAAACAUGCCAUUUGCAGUCAUUUUGACUUGACCAAUGGACUUGGACUACAAGUCGAUUGGAUGUAGAAACAGGUGACGAGGUGCUACCAUCAUCUUCAACGGCAGCCAGUUCACACUGCUUCAACUUUUCUCUGCAGCGUUCUAAAACUGUUUCAUCUUAUUGCAAAUCUUUGGUCUGAACUGGGUUUAUACGCCUGGCACACAGGAAAAGUUUCAGGUCUGCAGCCUCGCAACUAAAUCCUUCACACUGGACCUUUAAUCUGCCAGCAAACACACUGCAAUCACAGCUAAUCACCAUAGGCGCCGCCAAAUUGGACGAAACAGAGAUCUUUGAGCUUGCAACUUUAACAUUUCCAUUCUGAUGUAAUCAUGAUUGACCUGGUGGUCUACGUAGUAAACUCUGAUCACAGCUGUGAGGAAAGUCCUUUAUCAGAAGGUUUGAUUAAAUCCAAGUCAGCUUUAUCACCACUGAUUAAGUCCAUGCGCAGCAAACAAUGACAUAUGGAGGUGUUUUGGCUCUAUUCUAGGUUUUAUGUCAUAUCUGUAACCCUGGUGAUUCUCACAGUUUAGUACAGACCUGCACUGUACAAGGAAAGCACACUUGAGUUUGUUUGAUUUCGCAGUGUGAAGACGUCCAAUGAGCUGAGCAGUGAGGGGAUUUUUGUUAUGCCAAUGCUGAGGAAUAUUUUACUUUCUCAAAGCUGUUUGCCAGAGGUGUGAUUUGACUCCGCUGUCAGCUAACUGUAUAUUUGCAUUUAUAUAUCUGGAUGAGUGUCUGUUCGUGGCAGAUGGCAUCAGUUAGUCACCUAUAUUCUUGUUUCUUCACCGAUGAGAUGGUGAGUAAUGUAUUCAGUGUAGCAUUUAGAUCUGUGAUGAUGAUCCAUUCCUAUGUUUGAGAGAAGAUAUGUAUUUAUUUCUGUACUGAGAAAAUAUAAUUUAUUUUCAAAAGAUAAUUUUAAAGAAUAGAGUUUUAGAUGAGUGGCUUUCAUUCCUGAUUAGAAAGGAGGUCUCUCCCUCUUAGCUGCACUGUCUAAGAUGAAAAGUGUGAGUCAUUUGCGAUAGUAUUUCUGUGACUGACUGAGCUUGCUUGCCCAUUACAAGCCUGUUAAAUGUCGUGUUGAGAUGUUGAAGUCCUCCAGGCAGAUUCGAGGACACAUUUAGAAGGAUCUCAGAUACAGUUUGAAUGACGCCUGCUAACAUGUGACCAGAGAUGCUUAACCUGCAGGACCAAAAUGUACCUUGGCCUCUCCCAGCUUCUUGUCAUUCUCCUGUCACUUCUCCUCAGAUGAUAAAGCUUUGCCUCUUCACCUUUAAAUGCCGAAUGCUACGAUGAUUUAAACCUACCUUGCCAUUAGCCUGUGCCCUUGAUCUUGCUGCCUUAUAGAACAUUCCCAGCCUUUCAUUUAGAAAUGUGUACCGAUAUCAGCCUGGGGUUAUGAAGCUUCUUAGUGUGCUGAUCUUGAUUCCUAGAGACUUGAGAUGCAUCUCAGGUUCAUCGCUUUCAUGUGAACUGAAAGACAGAACUGAUCCUUGAUCAACACUUUCAUUUUGACAAAAGUCUGCCCAAGAUUUGUUUCAAAUUCAAAGUGAUCUGUUAAAGAAGGAAUAGUUAAACACUUGGGAAGGACGCUUGCUUUAUUUUCUUGUCCAGAGUUAAAUGAAAAGAUUGAGACCACUCUCAUACCUGUAUGCUAAUUAUGAAGCUGGAGUCAGCAGCAGAUUAGCCUAGCUUAGCAUAAAGACUGCAGAAAACAGUUGGGCUGGCUCUGUCAGAAAAGGCAACAAAAUCCACCAACCGGCCCCUCUAAAGCUCACUGAUUAACAUGUCUGUAAACAUCAAAUCUUUGUGUCUUUAUGCUAAGCUAAGCUAACUGUCUGUUGGCCAUCGUUUCAUAUUUAGAGUACAGACAUGAGUGUGGUAUUGAUGUCUCUUCUAAAUACCUUGAAACACACGGAACAGCAUAUUCUCACUCCCAACUUGUUGAAUACCGACACUUGGUCAGUGGCUGUACAGGUCAAACUAUGACACUAUAGGUACCCUCUAGCAUCAGUUUGGGACAUUCAGGGACGCCAUGUCAAUUUACUCUUGUUUCAUGCAUUGUGUAUUUUCAAACUUAACUUCCAUUUGCACAGGAAAUGUCCAGUUCUUGCUUGUGAAGUGCAUACAGUCGCUUUUCAAAAUAAACAUACCUUUAGUUUUAGGUUUACUUCCUAUGGUUAAGGCAACACGUGCUUAAGGCAGCACGUGGUUAGGUUUAGAAAAAAGUAUCAUGGUUUGGCUUGAAAUAAGAAAUUUGAAAUUUGUGACGAACAUAAUGUAUACAUCACAAGUUAUUGAUAUAACUUACCUUCAGUUUCACACAGGAAAUGAACAGUGGUCUCCCAAGUGAAAGUCCAGAUCCUGUUUGACCGAUUCACCUCCUCUCCCGCCUGCCCUACGUGGACACCCUCACUCUUUAUACUAUGGCAGUUUCUCAGAGCCUCGAAAAAUUAUGCCGCCCAGUCUCUCACUGCUGCCUGGUGCAUUGGUAUCUGACGCUGAGGACCACUGACCAAACUAUGAUAUUUGACAAGUUGGGAGUGAGAAAUAAACAAAUAAUCGACAUGAAAAUGCACAACUCAGCUGUUAAAAUUAUGCAUCAAAACUAUGCGAAAUGAAUAUGCAACAGUUGUUUUGACGUGACGUUAGUUCCACACAGCAUGAUUGGUUGAUGUCUUUAUGCCUUUUUCUCAGUACAAAAACUCGACCUGAGAUCAGAAAAACAAAUGACAGCUUUUUUGCCGUGAGAUAAUCACAUUCUGUGUGGAAGUAAUCAUGAAACAAACAGUUUGAAAAAAUAUAUAUACAAACUACUGCACAAGAGAAAAAAGCCUCCGAUGUGUAAAGGCCUUAACUCUCGACAAGACAGUGCUAAGUGUAUUUCCCAAAGUACUGAACUGCUCCUUAAGGUUUGUGGUUGUGUGCUUCUCAAAGAACAGCGGCUGCAGUCAGCUUGAAUUCCAUCCAUUUAAAUGCAUUUCAGUCGCUACAAGUUUUCACGGUGGACAGAAAGUAUCAAAACGUCCACAGAAACUUUUAUAAUCCACUUCUUCAUCAUAAUCCAGCUCUCAGCUGUCCAUCUGUACUCUCAUUAUGUUCCAAACAACAAGACACAGCUUCCUGGCAGAGCUUCAGGGAGAGAGGAAAUGAAUUAUGCUGCCGGAGUGUUUGAGACCUUUUAAAUCUUUGAGACUUGUCACCAUUUGAAUCCUCUGUAUGCAACAUGUUUUAAGGUGACCACAAGCGCUGUUCUGCAUCAACGGCGAUCUAUUUACAGCCACCUUAGAAGCACAGGGGGUAUUAGAUUGCAGAUUUUGUGGGUGGAGUAUCACUUGAAAAUGCCCACAUCCUGCCUACUUCUGCUUUACUCCCUGUACAGAGGGUUGAGUAGAUGACUCUUGUGCAUUGAAUCACAAAAAUAGAAUUCAGUAUAAUUAAUUAAUGGAUUAAUAUUUGACUUUCAAACAAGCCUCGUCUGAUUAACAUGUUCAUAAUAUUAAUUCACUUCAUUAAGCUGAAAUAGAAAGAGUACACCAUGCCGUAUCAUCGAACCAAAAGUCUGUAACUGAAGCAAACCUUCUUGACUGACUGAAGCAUUUUACUGAAUAUUGAUGGAUGGUGGAUGUACAGUAGUAAAGCCCACACAGCACAAUCCAACAAAGCAAAAUUGGGUAAUCUACAUUGGGUUUGAUUUGGUUCAGCAAUUUAAAAUCCCCCUGGGUGUUCUGGAUCAGAGUUUAAAACCACACACAGGCCAUAUUAUGGCCUUAGGAAUCACUCAGCAAACUAAUUAUGUUUAAUCAAGAUGUGUGAUACUUAUGUCUUAAUUGGUCCUCUGUGCCUGUUCCCAUUAACCCGUCGUAUAUACUCCCAACGUUUUCCACCAAGAGAAGGACAAGCUGUUGUUUUUACCCACCUUCCAAAUGCCUUUCAUUUUUGCCAGAUGACGCUGGUCUGAUCUUGAAUCACCACAAAGAAAUGUUUGCACCAAAAAGAAAAGGAGAGAGGAGGGGAAGGUAUCGAAACAUGAAUUUAAUUUCAUUCCCAGAUGUACAAAAAAAAAACAAAAACCUUAACUUUGGUUCUUCUGAUGUGAAUUUAUGUUCAUAUUCUUUGCAUGGCAUUUUUGGAAAUAUCUUGGAAAUAUUAAU